AUGUCCAGAGAAUCUAAUCAGCCGCCUGACCAAUCAAACGGAUCAAACUCAAAUCCUGAUUCGAAUAACACCUCAUCUCCUAACCGCUCGAAUGGAGCCGGUAGCCAGCAAACGAGCAACUCUAACACGCAAAAUGGUAGUAUCAACAGUACAAUGCAAAGUACUGUUUCAAACACGAGUAUCAAUCAGGCCACAUCGAAUCCCAGUAUGUCUACCUCUUCUGGGCCAAGUUUGGGACAAACAGUCACCAGUAAUUCCCAGCAACCAGCUGCAACUCAGCCUAACGUAGGAGAAGACCGUGAGGUGAUGAUGCAGUACGUGCGAAAGGUGAGAGAGCACAGGGAACUGGAAUCGAAGCUGAAGAAACUACGCACGGAGAUGAAUGAGCUUAACCAGAAGGAUAAUAAGACAGAAGAGGACCUGAAGGCACUGCAAAGCAUAGGUCAGAUAGUAGGACACGUUCUGAGGCAGAUCGACGACAAUAAGUUCAUAGUGAAGGCAAGUUCAGGACCACGCUACGUGGUGUGCUGCAAGGUCAAUAUAGACCCGAAGACUCUGGUGAGCGGAGUGAGAGUGGCACUGGAUAUGACGACACUGACAAUAAUGAAGAAACUGCCGAGAGAAGUGGACCCGGUGGUCUUUAACAUGCUGAACGACCUGACAGCAGUAGGGAAGAACAAGGACACCUACAGCUCAAUAGGAGGACUGAGCAGGCAAAUAAGGGAAAUGAGGGAAGUGAUCGAGCUCCCACUAAAGAACCCGUUUCUGUUCAAGAGAGUAGGAAUCAAGGCGCCCAAAGGUGUGUUGCUGUACGGACCACCAGGAACAGGAAAGACGCUCCUGGCACGGGCAUUGGCAAACGACAUCGAAUGCAACUUCUUAAAAGUGGUUGCAUCGGCAGUGGUGGAUAAGUACAUAGGAGAGUCGGCGAAAAUCAUAAGAGAGAUGUUUGGCUACGCAAAGGAGCAUCAGCCGUGCAUCAUCUUCAUGGACGAAGUCGACGCGAUCGGCGGCCGGCGCUUCUCCCAAGGAACAAGCGCCGACCGCGAGAUUCAGCGCACACUGAUGGAGCUGCUGACGCACCUGGACGGAUUCGACGAGCUGGGCCAGGUGAAAAUCAUCAUGGCCACGAACAGACCAGACGUACUGGACCCAGCACUGCUGAGACCAGGAAGAAUAGAUCGCAAGAUUGAAAUACCACUGCCUAACGAGGCGGCAAGAAUAGAAAUUCUGAAAAUACACGCGAAGCCGCUGAACAAACAAGGAGAAAUAAACUAUAACGCAAUCUGUAAGCUGUGCGACGGAUUCAACGGAGCGGACCUGAGAAACAUAUGCACAGAAGCAGGAAUACACGCAAUCAGGAACAUGAGAGACUACGUAAUAGAAGAGGAUUUCUUCAAAGCAGCAAGGAAGCUCACGGAAAAUAAAAAACUAGAAGGAACACUAGCAUACGAACAGAUUUAA
Messenger RNA from Theileria orientalis strain Shintoku, 1464 nucleotides. Its product is annotated as 26S proteasome ATPase subunit. The transcript has 4 exons. Lineage: Eukaryota; Apicomplexa; Aconoidasida; Piroplasmida; Theileriidae. Gene Ontology annotation, molecular function: proteasome-activating activity; ATP hydrolysis activity; ATP binding. Gene Ontology annotation, biological process: positive regulation of RNA polymerase II transcription preinitiation complex assembly. The coding region runs from base 1 to 1464 and encodes 487 amino acids. Gene Ontology annotation, cellular component: cytosolic proteasome complex; proteasome regulatory particle, base subcomplex. The record is from RefSeq and is a predicted model, not a curated record.